AUGAGGGUCUUGCUUUGCAUCCUCGGGGUCCUUGCCUUGUUGUCCACAGUUCCUCCAGCGAGAAGCCUUGUUUUUAACAACAGAUGUUCUUCAUUAUACCAUAAAUGCAGAAUGAAGUGCAAUCAUGAUGAAUAUGCAGUUAGAUACUGUUCUGACUCGAGCAUCUGCUGCAGAAUAAAGAAAGUUGACUUGAACAAAAGAAAGAAGUGGUGA
Molecule: messenger RNA, 213 nt
Organism: Myotis daubentonii (Daubenton's bat)
Lineage: Eukaryota; Metazoa; Chordata; Mammalia; Chiroptera; Vespertilionidae
Product: beta-defensin 131A-like
Biological process (GO): innate immune response
Cellular component (GO): extracellular region
Source: RefSeq, a predicted model, not a curated record